AUGCGCAACCGCUUCAUCUCCGAUUACAUAUAUCGUACCACUGGCAAGUAUCGCACUGCCAAGCAGGUCGGCAGCCGUCUCCAGCAGCUCAGAGACACAUCUGAGGGCAGAGAGCUUAUGGAUUCCCUCACGUCCUGUUAUCAUCGCCCUCGAAACGAGGCAGGCCACUCGUCCUUUAUUUUCACACCUCAUCCUUGGGCCACCACCUCCAGUGUUUCUCUUCCUCGCCCACCCUCAGACCUUUGGGCCAGCGAUAGCUCCUCGUCCACCUGCAGUUCUCCCAUCUCUCCUUCAACUGACUAUACUCCCGUCAUGCCAUCACAACCCGAAAAAUCACACAUGCCUCGGACCGUCAUUCCUAUCGAUGUCUUGCCUGAAUUUAUACCAUGGUCGGCGAGCUCCUUCCAGUCAUCAGCCAACGAUACUUAUCCGUCAUUCUCUAUGACCGGUGGCGACGGCAAUCUUCUUCUAUCGGGAUCCCCCCGGCCGAUGCGCAAUAUCGAUCCAACUGUAACUUUUGUAUCACCAUCUCCGAUCACCGCCAAGUCUUCUUACAUUGUGCUCUUCGAUGGUGCACCUGUCCACUCUGAAGACACGCGAAUGCAAGUCGUCGACCUAGCCAAUACUGCUGGUAGACCUGAUGGUUCGCUGUUGUACAGCACGACUCUGGUUCCUAAUUAUUGGGAUACACUGUGUCAAGCAUCUGAUCCUACACAAUACACCAUCCUUCAAGACGUCUUUCGUAUCGAUACGUCCUCACCAGAGUCCCUGCGACGUUCACGUCCCGUCUUGAUGUUCUCUGCACUCUAUAAAUUCCAGUAUCCUACUCCCCCAGUUUCUUCGCCUUCAUCGACCAUUACCCCCAAAAUGGACUCACCAACGUCUGAAUCCAGGGAGAACAAACCCAUAUCAGACUAUGUUUACCCGUUCAGCCCACUUCCUUUUUCGCACUUUUCUCUGGCGCAGGGCACUGGAGAUCACAAGUCCACAUUACCUUACAAUCAUCCACAAACGCAACCGGAUGCUUCUGUUAUGCUCGAUGUUAAUUUCGACGACAUCGACUUUAAUGAAUAUACUAUAAAUAUUCAAGAUUCCCCUGACAGUAUAUCUGCUGACGUAUUAGAGCAGCCAUCCUAUUGUUUUCCUACGAAUCUUUCUAACUAUGUCCUGUAA
Serpula lacrymans var. lacrymans S7.9 is the source of this 1173-nucleotide messenger RNA. RefSeq lists its product as uncharacterized. The record is from RefSeq and is a predicted model, not a curated record. Gene Ontology annotation, molecular function: DNA-binding transcription factor activity. Lineage: Eukaryota; Fungi; Basidiomycota; Agaricomycetes; Boletales; Serpulaceae. Gene Ontology annotation, biological process: regulation of DNA-templated transcription. The transcript has 4 exons. Bases 1 to 1173 code for a protein of 390 amino acids.